Prosopis cineraria is the source of this 1593-nucleotide messenger RNA. Its product is annotated as cytochrome P450 714A1-like. Lineage: Eukaryota; Viridiplantae; Streptophyta; Magnoliopsida; Fabales; Fabaceae. The transcript has 5 exons. The record is from RefSeq and is a predicted model, not a curated record. Bases 1 to 1593 code for a protein of 530 amino acids. Gene Ontology annotation, molecular function: iron ion binding; heme binding; oxidoreductase activity, acting on paired donors, with incorporation or reduction of molecular oxygen.
AUGGAGGUGUCAUUUGAGGUAGCUCUUUGUGUAAGUGUUGUGGGGAUGUUGAGUUGGAUUGCUUUUAAGUACAGUGUUGUGUGGUGGAAGUGGGAGAGAGUGAGAAGGAAGUUGAGAGUGCAAGGAAUAAGAGGGCCUCCUCCUUCUAUUGUGUAUGGCAAUAAUGUGUCUGAAAUGCGAAAAUUACAAUCUCAGCCUAAAUCUGCUCCUCUACUCUCCUCUAUCCACUCUCAUCUUUUAAUGGCUCAUGACUACAAUUCCAACCUCUUCCCUUACUUUGAACAUUGGCGAAAACAAUACGGUCGACAAUACACGUGCUCUACAGGGGAGAAGCAGUGCCUAUUUGUGAACGAACCAGAGAUGCUGAGAGAGAUGAACCAAUGUUUUACUUUGAACUUUGGAAAGCCCUCUGAUACAACCAACAUUCUCGCUCCCUUACUUGGAAAUGGCAUUUUAAGAGCAAAUGGGCUUAGUUGGGUGCACCAGAAGAAGCUUCUGGCAGAUGAGUUUUUCAUGGACAAAGUUAAGGAUAUGGUGGGGCUCAUGGUAGAAUCGGCACGGCCUUUGCUAUCAAAAUGGGACCAAUCAAUUAAUAGUGAGAACGGAUUUGGAGAAGUCGAAGUUGAAGCAGAUUUGAGGAGCUUCUCAGCUGACGUCAUUUCUAGGUUUUGUUUUGGUCAUUCUUAUUCUAAAGGAGAAGAGAUUAUCUCAAAACUUAGAAGUAUAAUGAAGCUUAUGUUCAACAAAGGUGGCUUCAUUUUCGGACUCUCCAGUUUUCGGGGCAUGUUUGAUUUAUUGACAAGGAAGGAAAACGAGGUGAGUAAAUUGGAAAGAGAGAUAGAGUCACUGAUAUGGGAGUUAGUGGACAAACGUAAGCAAGAACAACACUCUUCAGAGACAAGGUCAUCUAAGAAGGAUCUGAUGCACUUACUUUUGGAAGCAUCCAAAAGUGAUGAAAAUGUAGGUCAAGAGUUCUCCAAGAAAUUCAUAGUGGAUAAUUGCAAGAAUAUAUACUUUGCUGGGCACGAGACCACUGCUCCUGCUGCCACUUGGUGUUUAAUGCUUCUUGCUUUACACCCUGAAUGGCAAACUUCAAUCAGGGAGGAGAUUGCUCAAGUUUGUCCUAAUGGAAUCCCAGAUGCAGAUUCUCUCCCCAACCUUAAAAAGAUGACAAUGGUAAUUCAUGAAUCUUUGCGCUUGUUUCCACCGGGACCUUUCUUGUCAAGGGAAGCAUAUGAAGAUAUCCAAAUAGGAAACUUACUUGUUCCGAAAGGAGUUUGUUUAUGGGUUCUAAUUCCAAUGUUGCAUAGAGACCCUGUUAUCUGGGGACCAGAUGCUAAUGAGUUCCAACCAGAGAGGUUUAAUGAUGGUGUCUCUAAAGCUUGCAAAUUCCCAAAUGCAUAUGUGCCUUUUGGAGUGGGUAAUCGCUUGUGCUUGGGGAAGUACUUUGCAAUGGUGGAAUUGAAGGUUGUGCCAGCACUUAUUAUCUCUCGCUUUAGCUUCUCUCUUUCACCAAAUUAUAAGCACUCUAUAGUGUAUAGAAUCUCUUUGCAACCAGAAUAUGGAGUACCUCUCAUCGUUCAAAGGAUUUAA